AUGCCUGCCCUGUUACAACCCCAGUUAGAACUUGCCAUUGCCACGGUUGCGGAAUGCCUAGAUUCAUUGCAAGUUGACUAUGCUUUCAUGGGAGGCGCGGCUGCUUGUGUCACUGCGCCCGACCCCAGCCGACGGACCGAAGACGUGGAUCUAGUGAUUCACGUUGACCAGCGAUCCAUAACUGCAGAUGUGCUCACUCAAACCUUAGUGAAUUCCUUCCCCUCUGAUUUCGGCUCUGUGAGCCAGUACGGACAUAUCAUCCCCGCGUACCAGCUACGUUUACCCGGAGGCGCCAUACGUCUUGUGGAGGUGGAGAUCUUCGAUUACGAAAGAUGGCCGAACAGACCACAAUACAAUCUUCAAACUGCGUCACGAGUGACAAAAUUCGUCAAUGGGUAUCCAGUGAAGCUUUUCAGCCCUGAAUGGCUCACACGCGAGAAGAUACUGUCACAACACCAGCGCCAGGGGUUUAAGCAUGCGACAGAUAUCCGGGACGUCUCUCGUCUGAUGAGAUAUUGUAAGCCUCAAACACCAGAACUCAACUUUGACCAAGACCCAGAAUUGCAACGUGCGUUGUCGAGCAUUCUCGCGGAAAGGCCUCGGCUACGAAGCGGCCUCCGCCGAAUCAUCACAUGCAGGGAAAUAUUUGGCAAUUAG
This is a messenger RNA of Penicillium hordei, 657 nucleotides long. RefSeq lists its product as uncharacterized. The transcript has a single exon. The coding region runs from base 1 to 657 and encodes 218 amino acids. NCBI's taxonomy places the organism in Eukaryota, Fungi, Ascomycota, Eurotiomycetes, Eurotiales, Aspergillaceae. The record is from RefSeq and is a predicted model, not a curated record.